UGUUUGCAAGGAAGUUUAAUGUUUACCAAUAUAAACACGUAAAUUUACAUGUGUAAUAUUAUUAUUUUCAAAGAAGACAUCCUUUUUAGUUACAUUGGAUACAACAGUUAAUAAUAUACAUGUCACUUGAUCGUGUAAAUAUUACUUAGAAAACAUAUGUGAUAGUAUAUUUUUAAAAGUAUCACCAUAAACGUGUGGGAAUGGGCAAUUGUUUGUGCAAAGAUACACCACAAGAACUUUAUGUAUUUUAUGGACAAAAUCAUGCAGGGACUGAAAAUACUAUAUCAUCAGAAUCAGUUGUAGGUUGCACAGUUGCAUCUGGUGAUAUGACCAAUACAACAUUUAAGUUUCCAACGUCAGCUAACAUUGAUAAACUAGUGCUUGAAACUCUGGGAGUCAUUGGUUCUCUUGUUGACAAUGAACAGGAGACACCACCUGCAAUGUUAAAGUUACAUGCUAUUGCUGACAAAGAAGAUGGAUGGUUACAAGUUGUCAGUUCGAUGGUCAAUGUUAUUCCUAUGCAUAAUCCAUUAGGUCCUUCAGUCAUUACUCUUCUAUUAGAUGAUUGUCCAUUACCAUCAAAGGAAUUAGUUCUACGAUUGUCACACAUGUUUCAAUUAUUUCAAAAACUUGGAAAUGUACAAACCAGUGCAACCCAACAACGUAACAUCUGUGUGGUAUUGGGUUGUAUAGCAGACAAGUUAGCUGGCCCAAGUAGCAUUGCUAUAUUAUCUGAUGAAACUUUGGAUUAUCUUAUUUCAAAUCUUAGGGAAGAUAUUGAUCCUUAUGUGGUAUUAUAUUCAUUAAUAGCAUUGGAGAAAUUUGCACAAACGAGUGAGAAUAAAAUAACUAUAAAAAAACGUCUAAUGGCAGGAAGGCCAAACCCACUGUUAGAAUUGGAAAAAUGGGCAACAGAAACUCAUUACGUACGUCGUCAAGUGGGAUUUUGUGCGCGAUGGUGUUUAGACAACUUACUUAUAAUGGAAGGUAGAAAGUAUUCUCAUGAUGCAGUUGAUAUGACUGGUAUCAAUGUAAUGUUAAAUACAAAGGAUGUAAGCGAGUACCUGAAAAUAUCACCUAAUGGUUUGGAAGCCCGGUGUGAUGCAUACUCAUUUGAAAGUGUAAGAUGCACGUUUCAAGUAGACUCAGGAAUUUGGUACUAUGAAACACUUGUUAUAACUACAGGUGUAAUGCAAAUUGGAUGGGCUACAAAAGACAGUACAUUUUUAAAUUAUGAAGGAUAUGGUAUAGGUGAUGAUGAAUAUUCUUUAGCCUAUGAUGGUUGUCGCCGUUUAAUUUGGUAUAACGCAAAGAGCGAAAAAUAUCAUGAUAGACCGUGUUGGAAAGCCGGUGACAUUUUAGGUUGUUUAUUAGACUUGAACAAAUUAGAAAUAAUAUUCUCCAUAAAUGGUGUACCAUUAAAACCAUGUGUUCAAGUUUUCAAGACGGUGCGGUCUGGAUUUUUUGCAGCAGCCAGUUUUAUGUCAUUCCAGCAAUGUCUUUUUAAUUUUGGAAAUGUACCUUUUAAAUAUCCUCCGACUGAUCGUGAAUAUCAGAAAUUUAAUGAUUAUGCUAGUUUGAAGCCUGAAGAUAAGGUUGUGCUUCCUAGACACAUAUAUCUAGACCAGUUGAGAAAACUUAGUGUUAGAGAGGAUUCAUGUACAUUGUGUUUUGACCAAAGAGCUUCAGUAAGAUUCCUACCGUGCAAUCACAGAGGAUUUUGCAAGACGUGUUCGAAUCAGCUGCUUGAGUGUCCAAUGUGUAGAGCUACAAUCGAAGAGGUAGCUUCCGAUAACACAUGACACUACACGAACGUAUCAGCAUUUCUUAAUCCUCUUCCACUAUCUUUCUUAUAUUAUAUGAUUCUCAGGAACUGUCGCGAGGUAAUCAUAAUUGCAACACGUCGUGUGCAUCACAUAUUGAAUAUAAUUAUAAUAUUUUAUACAUUUCUUUUCUUACAAUACAGUAUUUUAAAUCAAGAGAAGGACUACAACUCAAUCACAGAAAGCAAAAUCACAUUUAAAUGUAUCACACCUCUAAGAUAUAUCAUUCUAAAUGUUACAUUCAUAUAUAUAGAUAUAACAUACAAAUUAUCGUAUUGUAAAUUCAAAUUACAGAAGAAUAUCAUCUUAUAUC
Molecule: messenger RNA, 2136 nt
Organism: Eufriesea mexicana
Lineage: Eukaryota; Metazoa; Arthropoda; Insecta; Hymenoptera; Apidae
Product: RING finger and SPRY domain-containing protein 1
Exons: 10
Coding region: 201-1802 (533 amino acids)
Cellular component (GO): cytoplasm
Molecular function (GO): ubiquitin-protein transferase activity; protein binding
Source: RefSeq, a predicted model, not a curated record